Molecule: messenger RNA, 1582 nt
Organism: Morus notabilis
Lineage: Eukaryota; Viridiplantae; Streptophyta; Magnoliopsida; Rosales; Moraceae
Product: platelet binding protein GspB
Exons: 2
Coding region: 186-1346 (386 amino acids)
Source: RefSeq, a predicted model, not a curated record
UACCUGAGGACCUGGAUUUUCUUUGUUCAUCUUCAUCCCUCUGCCCUCUCCGAAAACCCUAAUUACAGGUGUUUGUUCUUCUCUCUUUUCGGAUGAUAAAUCAUAACAAGAUCAGAUGUAGUGCACAGUUGGUCUUUGUGGAGUUAUUGGGGGUUUAAGGGAGGUACAUAAUCAGAGGAGGAAAAAUGGAGGCUAAUAUAUGCGACGUUAAUCAUUUGGAUGCCGAUGUCCUUUUGCCUCCUCGAAAGCGCCUGCUUGCUGGAUUGAAGAAACAGGGUUCAGACUCUGAUGGUUCUUUGCUCCUGUCUCUAGCUGCUUCCACAUCCGCAUCCGGAUCUGCAUCCACAUCCGCAUCCGCAUCUGCAUCUGCUCCUCCUCCAUCCUCUCCUUCCUCAAGUGAAUUUGAUAUCCGUCUUAGCAAUCUGUUGAGUUCUCAUAACAGCAACCUUUCUCCUGUGGAGAUUGUAGAGGCCUCGAAAUCUGCAGCAGCUGCUGCAGCCAAGGCCGCAGAAGCUGCCAGAGCUGCUGCUGAAGAGAAGGCUGCAGUGGCUGCUAAGGCAGUGGCUGCUGCAAAGAGUGCUUUGGAUUUGGUUGCCUCUUUCUCCGAGGAAGCAGCCUGCAAGGAAAGACACCUGAAAAAGAACAAGCUAAAAAAGCAUGUCCCAGUUCAGCUCUUGUACAAAAAAUACCAGCCUAUUGAGAAUUGUAAGAAAGACGAGGAAUUGGCUCGCAAGUUGCACAGAGCUAUAAACAGCUCCCCAAGAAUAUCAAAGAAUUCUUCUGGUUCUGAUGGCAAGGGCCAUAAACACAAGAAGCCCAAAAUCUCAUCCAGUUCUGAGAAAACAAGAGUUUCAAAUGGGGGUGUGGUAUUGGAGCAAACCCCUGCAUCUACUAGUAAUGGACAUGCGGCAGCAGGCGAGGUCAACCUUGAAAGUCCCACCCGAGAGUCGCACAAGAAUAAAGUAGAUGAGAACACGUGUACAUAUGAUAGAGCUGGACAAUCAGAUAUAGAUAAUGGGGAAGCAGUAUUUGGCCAGCCAGAGGAAAAAACUUGGGACGAUACGUUGGCUGGUGGUAAAAAGAGAGGAAGAGUGAAGCUAAAGAAGUUGCCGUUAAGCACGUGCGCAUUCAGGGACCAAGCGAAUCCCAAAGAAGAGGCGGCGGAUAUUAGAAAAACGCCAUUGACUGAUAUGAACAUGGGCAAUCCUACUGCUGGUAAUAUUCCUUUGUUUUCCAUGGAGCCUUCGGCAGACAACGUGAUGCCACAAGAGGCGAAAUCAGUUUGGAAAUUUCAGGAGUUUAAGGGACCUGAAUGUGUAAAACAAAAUAAAGUGAUGCAGUCAUAGUGUCCAAUUCCUAUUGUGGCUGACAUAUGGCUACAAAGAUGAUAUAUAAGUUGGUAGCUGAGUUAGGAUUCAUGAUGUUGUUCUUCUUACAGAAACGGCUUUCUUUCAUUUUUUUUUUUCUUUUUUUAUUUUGUUCGCUUUGGCUUUGUAAUGGACGUGGACUGACUAAAUGUAAAUUUAGAUGUUUAAUUGCUUGUAUCCAUGUUUUUACGAUACAAAAUUUCCUUUGUUGAGAU